Molecule: messenger RNA, 767 nt
Organism: Bombus terrestris (buff-tailed bumblebee)
Lineage: Eukaryota; Metazoa; Arthropoda; Insecta; Hymenoptera; Apidae
Exons: 5
Coding region: 16-648 (210 amino acids)
Source: RefSeq, a predicted model, not a curated record
UGACUAACUUGCGUAAUGCAACUAACGAUUCAGGGACGUUCAUCUGGCAACGUCAUGCAAGUACCGCUACAUGUCGUGCUGCUCCUUACAUUCACUUUAAGAGGACAAUUCGCGGAGGAAAUUUGGGAGCAAGAUUUGUCCAUGGACAUGCAAAUUGGAGCUUCCACAAAAGGAUAUGAUCUGGUCGCCUUACGCUGUGGGGCAGAAAAUAUGGUAGUGGGUCUGCAAACAUCGGAAAAUUUUUCAGGUGUGAUAUACACACGAGGUAGCUUCUAUUCCAGACAACCUUCGUGUUUCUUGAAUCCCGAUCAUGGUGGAAAUUUCACUAUGACUAUUCCCUUCAACCAGUGUGACACAGAAAAUGUUGAUAACAAAUAUCGGAACACCUUGGUUCUUCAGCAUGACGAUGAGCUAAUUACUCCUGGUGACGCUGCUUUUGUCUUGGAGUGUGACUUUUCCAAGCCCAGAGACCUCAUAGUGUCAGCAGAAUUGCCUGAAACUGAUAAGAAAGAGGUAAGAUCGAGUAUAUCUCUAGUGGACGCCGAUCCAGGAAGAGAUAAGACGAAGAGGUCUAGGUACGUGGAGAGCGACACCAACGAAGUUGUCUUUGUGCCUAACUCGGUCAUCAAGAUUAACGACGAGUUAUAGAUCAUUGUCUAAUACAUUUUGUAAUAAAGCUUACUUCUAUUUUUAAAUUUUGCUUCAAACUAUCUAAUAUAAUUAUAAUAUAAAUAUUUAAUAUAAAUAAAUAUAAUCUAUUAUAAAUA